AUGAAGGGCUCAAUUUUCACUUUAUUUCUACUCUCUUUCCUACUCGCCAUCUCAGAAGUGAAGAGUGAGGGUUCGCUGAAGCUCUGCGGGAAAGACUUCAUCAGAGCAAUCAUCUAUAUCUGUGGUGCCUCUAGGUGGAGACGGCAUCUGGAGGGGAGCCUUCCAGUUCAGCAAGCUGAGAGAAGAAAUUACUUCCAUCUCCCAAAUGAACAUGAAGUUUCUGAGGAAAUCACAGUGCAUAACCUUCCGAAGCCGGACUCCACAGUAGAGGAACUUGCUCAGGAUGGACAGCUGCCCAGGGGAGACGUGUGGGAGCCCAGGAAGCAUUCAGUGAAGUCAAGAAGAGACCUCUCUGUUAUGUGCUGCACUGCUGGCUGUAGCAUGGCUGAUCUGAGCUCUUUUUGUUAA
Molecule: messenger RNA, 408 nt
Organism: Trichechus manatus latirostris (Florida manatee)
Lineage: Eukaryota; Metazoa; Chordata; Mammalia; Sirenia; Trichechidae
Gene: INSL5
Product: insulin like 5
Exons: 2
Coding region: 1-408 (135 amino acids)
Biological process (GO): positive regulation of feeding behavior
Cellular component (GO): extracellular region
Molecular function (GO): G protein-coupled receptor binding; hormone activity
Source: RefSeq, a predicted model, not a curated record